AUGUACGCACGCGAUGUCACGGAAGACAGUAAUGUCACCUCGACUCUUUACGUAAAAAAGGGAAAAUAUGGAAAACCACCCAUUAAAGGAACGAUGUAUGUAAUACCCGAUUUCAAGGAAGACCGUAUGGUCCCCUGUUCACUACCUAGAGCUGCAGGGAUAAAAAAGAAAAGGGUACAGACUGAUGCUAGCGACAGAACAUUUAAAAAAGCAAAGCAUGAAAAACUUUCCAUUGUGGGUUCAACGUAUCAACGUGAUGUCGCGAAAGACGGUAAUGUCUCUCUUACUUCUCGCCCCAUCCCCCCUCCCCAACACAUCGCCCAAUUAGAGGUAGUGUACGGUGGGCCGGUGGGACACUGCUAUCUCCAAGGUGAAAUCAAAAUGAUUUAA
Metopolophium dirhodum (rose-grain aphid) is the source of this 390-nucleotide messenger RNA. RefSeq lists its product as uncharacterized. Bases 1 to 390 code for a protein of 129 amino acids. The transcript is spliced from 3 exons. The record is from RefSeq and is a predicted model, not a curated record. Lineage: Eukaryota; Metazoa; Arthropoda; Insecta; Hemiptera; Aphididae.